GGCGGGCACGGCUGCAGCAGGGCCCAAGGAGGCCGAAGAUUUGCCUGUAGACCAGGGGCUGCCGCUACGUAGUGGUGGGCAUAGAUGCCAUGGCGCUGCGGGAGCUGAAGGUCUGCCUACUGGGGGAUACAGGAGUUGGCAAAUCAAGCAUUGUUUGGCGGUUUGUAGAAGACAGCUUUGACCCUAACAUUAAUCCCACUAUCGGAGCAUCCUUCAUGACCAAGACUGUGCAGUACCAGAAUGAACUGCAUAAGUUUCUUAUAUGGGACACUGCUGGGCAGGAGCGGUUUCGAGCCUUAGCGCCAAUGUACUACAGGGGAUCAGCCGCAGCCAUCAUAGUGUAUGACAUCACAAAAGAGGAGACUUUCUCAACAUUAAAAAACUGGGUGAAAGAACUGCGUCAGCACGGACCCCCUAACAUAGUGGUGGCAAUAACUGGAAACAAGUGUGACCUGAAUGAUGCCAGAGAAGUGCUGGAAAAAGAUGCCAAGGAUUACGCUGACUCCAUUAAUGCUGUGUUUGUGGAGACAAGUGCCAAGAAUGCCAUCAACAUCAAUGAGCUCUUCUUAGAAAUUAGUAGACGGAUACCCUCCAGUAAUGCCAAUGCUGGUGCCGGGAAGGGAUUCAAGCUUCGAAGACAAUCAUCAGAGGCUGAUCACAGGUGCUGUUGACCAGACGCAUAUGGAGCGGUAGACACUAUAUGGCACCCAAGCCUCCACCGAACUGAUCACCACUAUGCACACAGUGUGUACGCUUCCUCCGCUACAAGCUUUGCACAGACUCUAUCUACUUUAAAGGGAAAAUGUUGUGUGUACACCGUCCAUAUUAUUUUUUUGCUAGGUGCAUUAACAGAAUCUAUGUUCUCACCCUCUUCCCCUACUUUGCAGUAUAACGCAUAGUUUUCACGUAUGUCCUCUAGGAGGACAUUGAUCGCCAACAGAAUAGGAGGCAAUUGCCGUCCGGUAGUUGAUCUGAAUCUCAUAAGCCAAUUUUUUCUGAAAAUCAUCAUUGAUUUUCCUUGUAACUGUUUUUUACAGAGGGACCUUGUAGACCCUUUAAGUUCCCCGUAUCCUCUGUACCCUUAUUGUUACACCCCUGAUAAUGAAACUUUUGUAGCUUUCAAGAUCACUCGUUGCUGUAGGUGAAUGGAAACAUUCCCUGAGGCAAAAUCUGCAUGUCCUAAAUCCAGAUUCUGCCAUGGAUUUUUCCUUUUGCUUUGCAAGAGCUACAAAGCUGCAAUAUAUAGGGCAUGCUCUGGAUUUGGAAGUCUGCAGCAUGCCCUAAAAUCCAUGCAGGCAUCUCCCACUGCAUGUGAAUAUGGUUCUGUGAACCCUUUUCACUUGCAAUGUAGGAUACAACUAAGGCUACUUUCACACUAGCGUUUUUAAUUCCGCUUUUGAGAUCCGUCAUACAUAGGAUCUUAAUAGCGGAAGAAAACGCUUCAGUUUUGUCCCCAUUCAU
Molecule: messenger RNA, 1461 nt
Organism: Bufo bufo (common toad)
Lineage: Eukaryota; Metazoa; Chordata; Amphibia; Anura; Bufonidae
Gene: RAB22A
Product: RAB22A, member RAS oncogene family
Exons: 7
Coding region: 90-671 (193 amino acids)
Molecular function (GO): GTP binding; GTPase activity
Source: RefSeq, a predicted model, not a curated record